Messenger RNA from Babjeviella inositovora NRRL Y-12698, 1630 nucleotides. RefSeq lists its product as uncharacterized. Gene Ontology annotation, cellular component: condensed nuclear chromosome. Lineage: Eukaryota; Fungi; Ascomycota; Pichiomycetes; Serinales. The transcript has a single exon. Gene Ontology annotation, biological process: reciprocal meiotic recombination. The coding region runs from base 55 to 1614 and encodes 519 amino acids. The record is from RefSeq and is a predicted model, not a curated record.
CGCAAUUUGAUUGAGCAUUCCGUACCACACCAAAUCCCUUCCCAUAAUACCUAAAUGCCAAACGAGAUUUGCACCAAUGAUCCCACGGCCACCACGGAUUUAAACCGCUGGGAUAUAAACCCAAGCGAUACUGAAACGGUUUAUAGUGAGAAUGAGGAGACAAAAGUUCCAUCACCGACACCCGAAAGCUCUCAGGUUUUCUAUCCGCCUUCUCAGUUCGAAAUUGCAGGCCCUCGGAGAGCCAGACUUAAGGGUCUAAGCAGAGGGCAUGAAUCUCAGCCCCAAUCCAAAACAAAAAUAGGCAAAAAUGUCACUUAUAUGGAAGGCUGUAAAUCCUCUGGUAAAAACAAGCGCCUCAGACCUUUCACGUUUUCCGACAGAGUGGAUCCCAGAUCUCCGACAAAAGUAGGACUGGGGCCAAAUAAAGAAUCCGUUCUAAUGGACCCCCAGUCCAAAAAAGUACACUCAAUCACUGAUCAAGGUAUCCUCGAGGAUACCGAAACCAAUUCCGUAGAGAAGCUGUUGAUCCUCUGGGCAUCUCGUCUCGAAUUAGAGUCACUUACACUACGUGAAAACUCGGCGGAUCUUCUGGAUGCUGUUCAAAAUACCAACCGUAUUGUCCAGAAACUUCAGGCCGAGUUUUUGAAUGCGGCCUCAAAGGAUGGGGAAUCUUCCAAAAGGUUAGCCGCAAUGAUUAAGGAAAAUUUCGCCCGUGUAUCAUCGAAAAUAGACACCCUCACAAACGAUAGUGGAGGGGGUAUAAGUGCCGAUUUUAUGACUACAAUUCUUCAGCUGUUCUCUACUGACCUUAAAACUGAGUUGAGGGAAGUUUCUGGUGGGGAUGGUAUACUUUCUAGUCUACCCAAGGCCAUGGAUAACCAUUUAAACGCCAAACUUAAUACGCUUGAUCAGGUGUUAAAAGCGUCGGAGGUAGCAUCCCGGGCUAUUCAAUCUACUUGUUUGGAGGUGGCCAAGAGUGAUGCCUAUGGAAGAACGCAGUUUUCUGCUCUUGGCAAAACCCUCGAUUUGCUCGUGUCGAAGAUAAGCUUGUUGGAAAGUAAGGUUGCCAAAUCAGACACACAAGCCACGCUUAUCUGUGGCAGGUUUAACUCUGUUGACGCCACUCUUUCCAGGUUAUCUUCACUCAUCGAGAAAAAUAGCCUUUCCCGGUCCACUGGAUCGUUGAGACCAAUAUUGAAACCAGUUCCAACGAGCCUAGGCCCACCGAAUAACGCUGAGGAGUUAUCUGGUCCUAACAUCCAGGGAAAUAGGUCGGGUACUUUACCGCGUGAAUACCAUAUGUCUACUCCAAGAAAUACGCAAUCGCAAUCGCAAUCGCAAAUGCCAAAACCUUCCAUUCUCCCAUGUGUUUCCGUUUCUUAUUCGCAACCGAAUGGCCUGGCCCGGCCAAUUGGAGAUUCCACAUCUCUCUACAGCUGGCCAAGGGCACUCUCGACGAAAGAAUAUCCAGAUAAAAUUGGAAGGAAGAAAGACGUGGUUGAUCCCAUCGAUAAUCUGUUGGAAUCUACCAACAUAAAACCUCGAAGAAGCAUAACCAGAGCACCUACACUACAUCGAACCAAAAAAAGAAGGCUUCUUUCGGACGAUGACUAAGCUUCAGAUAAGAAUG